UUAGAGAGAUCGAUCAGAUUCAGAGUGGAAAUCCAUACAUCCAUCCAUCCAUUAUAUACAUACAUACUUAAUAUAAUAUGGCCACCGCCAAAGCGUUGCAGCUGGUUCUCAUUUACACUGCGCUGUUAGUCUUCCUCGUCUUCUUCGCACUCAAUGUGGAGUCUGCUAGAAGUUAUGAAGAGGAGAAAAAGCUUUCUGGGGAUUUGCAGUGCGUAAGAUCGAAGCAGUGGGGCGACCUUCGCGUCCUGCCCACCACGGCGGUGGCAGAUAAUUGUUUAUGGCUCUGUUACUACUUGAAGAGCGACGGCUACCUCGAAAAGAUUCAAAGCGUUACUUAUGACCGAGUAUUUUUUCCCCAAUUUGUUUCCUGUUUGUCUUCUGAUCCCAUUAUUUAGUUCCACCACCACUUGUUGUAAACUUGGCAACCAAUUGUUUAACAAGUUUGUUCUAUAA
This is a messenger RNA of Linum tenue, 453 nucleotides long. Lineage: Eukaryota; Viridiplantae; Streptophyta; Magnoliopsida; Malpighiales; Linaceae. The record is from the annotation of a GenBank genome assembly.